AUGGGCUUUUUGAUCAGGGUUCUGGGUCCUUCUGCCGCCAAGACAUACUUCAAACGUCUGGAGGAGGCAGAACGGAUUGUCGGACAACUACUUACCCUUCGUGUUACGAGCUCCGAGAUCCUCCAUCUUGUGUCCAGUGAGGUCCAGAUAGCAUUGGAGGAGCGUGAUCACAGACUGGAGGAGACAACAUCGUUGGAGGCGAGGCUGAUGCAAGAGCUGGAGCGUGCUAUGGCUGAGAGCGAGCGGAUGAGCUUGAAGAAGGCUCGUGAACAGGUGAUCGGGGAGUUGGAGGCACUCGAGUCUCGACAGCAGCUGGUUGUUGAUACUAUCGAGGAGAAGGACCGAGCCCUCAAGGCAGCGAGGCACACCGUCCAAGACUUGCUUUUGUGCUCUGAAGAGGAUAUUCGUCAAGAGAUCUUGAGGAGGCUCGAGUUCGAACGUGCUGAAGAGAUUCGCGAGUUGGAGUCGUGGCUGAGAGAUUUUUAA
Asparagus officinalis (garden asparagus) is the source of this 486-nucleotide messenger RNA. RefSeq names its product tropomyosin alpha-1 chain-like. The transcript has 2 exons. Bases 1 to 486 code for a protein of 161 amino acids. Lineage: Eukaryota; Viridiplantae; Streptophyta; Magnoliopsida; Asparagales; Asparagaceae. The record is from RefSeq and is a predicted model, not a curated record.